Molecule: messenger RNA, 3107 nt
Organism: Xyrichtys novacula (pearly razorfish)
Lineage: Eukaryota; Metazoa; Chordata; Actinopteri; Labriformes; Labridae
Source: the annotation of a GenBank genome assembly
AUGGACUGCGAGCAGCUGGAGCUGAACCCGCGAAUCAGAGCCGCUCUGAGGAGAGGUAUGAGCCGACCAAAUCUCAUUCAGAAAUCAGUCACUUUUUUACCUGGAACAUUUAACUCGUAGACGCCAAAAACAUGAAGUUAAAGAACGAUGUUUGACAUUAUUUGUUCUGUUGAUAUUUUCGGCUAAUUUUUUAUAAUUUCAGUAUUUUUGUUUUGUUGUAAGACUGUUGUUCAGUGAUAGAUUACUAGAACAAUUAGGUUUAGAGUGAGGGGCAGGUAAUAUAAGAUGUUUCUUCUCCCUGCUCCCUUCCAACCAAUGGAUAAGAAAUGUUGCAAUGUGACAUUAUAUUGUCAACCUGAGAAACUGCCUUGGCUGGAAUGAAUGAAUAAAUAAAUAAAUAAUUAAAGUAUUAAAACAUGUCAAACGGAGGCAUUAAAGUUUUCUCUAGAACAGAGAAAUUGAGGAUAGCGCACAAAUUACUCUAUGCAAGAUAACUCAUGUGGCUACAGAAGAAGAAGUAGAAGACGUUUAUUGCCAUCACAUGCAAACAUGUUAGGAAUUUGUUUUGGUAUUAUUAGGGUGCAGUUUCAGACAACAUGACAAGUGUAAGACAAAAACAAGACAGUGCAUAACCAACAAUUUAAAGUGCAAUAAAUACAAAGUGCAGUGAUAUUCACAAGUAGAGUUCAGUUCAGAUAAAUUCGUUUGCACUAGAUAAUAACAUUGUGCACACAAGAAAAAAAUGUAUGUGCACAAAUUAACUGUGUUUUGCAUAUAUAUUUUGCACAACAUAAUUUGUAUGUACAAGAUAAUAGCCUUUUUCAAUAAUCUGGUGUGCACAUUGGUUGAUGAGUUUUAAUAAUAUUGUGUGUGAGAGAAAGUAGCCUGUGCACAAAAGGUAAUUAUUGUUUACCCUUAAGGUAUUAACUUCUACAUAUUGUGCACACAAACCUCUGUUAAUUUGUUCAUUGUACCAUGGCAUGUUAUUGCCAUGGUAACCUGUUGAUUUGUUGUCAUUGAUGUUGUCCAGCUGACCUGCGGACAGUCCAGGACAUCUUGUGUUCCAGUCAGGAUCUGCAUACGCUCGGUUUGUCCCGCUCAGACGUCCAGCUGCUGCUCAGAGCCGCCGCACAGGCAUACAGACCACAAUGUCAGAUCACAGGUCAGAGCAGGGUGAUGGCUGAUUUGAUACCUCAGAUUUUUGUCACAGUAAAUAUAAACUUCUGUUUGUGUGUUUAGCCCUGGCGCUCCGUGGUGAACAGUCCUCUCUCAGGCUCAGUACGGGCUGUGUGGUGCUGAACGAGCUACUGAGGGGGGGUCUUCCCGUGGGGCGUGUCACUGAACUGUCAGGAGAGAGCGGUGCGGGGAAAACUCAGCUGGCUCUACAGUUCUGCCUGUCUGUACAAUACCCCGUCCAACAUGGGGGACUGGACUCAGGUCAGUCAAUGCAUAACAGUCAGAACAACAUGUGAUCAAUGUUGCUAUAAAUGUUCAGGUUCUCUUGUGGUCCUGGUUCUGAUGGUUCUUUGUUUACUGUAGGUGCUGUGUUUAUCAGCACUGAGGACUCAUUCCCAAGUCGCCGCCUGCAGCAGCUGAUCCGAGAGCAGCCGAAUUUGCGCUCAGACGUCCCCAAAUCACUGAUCGAUUCCAUCGAGUUCAGCAACAACAUCUACAUUGAACACGCCGCUGACCUGGUGAGCUGCUGACCUCUGAUCUAUAUCACGUGACUGACUUACAGAGUCAAAACCUUCAUCAUGUGGUUAAUCAUUCAUUUAUGGCGGGGGGGGGGGGGGGGACACUUCCCUGACACUGGCCCUUUUGUCCAAGCUCUAAAUGGAUGAAAAACCAUAGACUGUAUAUACUGUGGACAACUUGGUUCCGCCUUCCGCCAGCAUACAGAUUUGAAGCCGAAAAGCUCUCGGUAAUUCUGCAUUUUCUCCCCAUUUCCUGAAACCAACAUUGCGCAGUGGCGUUGUACGCACUCCACCACUUGCGCAGUAGCAUUGUGCACAUUCGGCGGGAGAGUCGCCGAGAGCCGCUGUGACGAUGCUCGGCUCAAACAGUGUAUCCCCCAGAUGCUAUGCAAUCUUUGUACGCCCAUAGGCUGUCUCAUGUGUCAAUCAUAGAAAACAUGAACCAAUAACUUUUAAAAAUGGAGCUGCACAGAAAAAAGAGGACUUGAGCACAAACCAGUCUUACAAAAACUACACGUCAACAUCGCAAGCAGGCGGGAUUUAUGACUUUUACUGCGGCCCUUUACCAGAGGGUGCUGUUCUCAGAGUGACUUCACACAGUGAGGAGGCAGACGGCGUCCAUUCUCUAUACAGUCUAUGUAAAAAACCACCUGAAAAUAGAAAGACAGUGAUUAAAAGUCUGCUCACCUGUCUUUACCUUCAUGUACCUGCAGGACUCACUGCAGGUGUGUUUGACUCGGCGGGUGCCCCUCCUCCUGGCUCGGGGGAAGGCCCGGCUCCUGGUGGUAGACUCGGUGGCCGCUCUGUUCAGGUCAGAGUUCCAGCCGUCUGAUUGGCUGGAGAGAAACAAACAACUCAUUCGCUUCUCCUCCAAACUACAUCAGCUGGGCCGGGAGUACAACACACCUGUGUUGUGUGUAAACCAGGUAACAGAAACACACACACACACACACACACACCUGUGCUAUCAACCAGGUCACAUGUUACACCUGUUGUUUUCUGUUUCAGGUGACUGAUGUUUUCGGCAGCUCAGACGACAGUUUGGGGUAAAAUUUCAUAAAAUAUUUUGUUUCAUCAUGUUUUAUUUUCAACUAUCAGCUGUUUUUUAAAUUUAUUUUCCAAACAGACAAUGUGAGCUCUCUGGAGUUUAAAAUACUGUGAAAACAGAGUUUAAUUUAAAUAUCUGAUCUCUUGUUCAGCCCUCUGUCCUCCAGUGUCUCACCUGCUCUGGGCUUGGCCUGGGCCAAUCAGGUGAUGGUUCGCCUAAUGAUGCAUCGUCUUCAGGGGACAGUCUCCCAGGGUGACCAGUCCAGUGCCCUCCGCAGGCUGGAGGUGGUGUUUGCUCCUCACUUGGCCCGAGGUGAUCGUAAUGCAGCCAUUUGGAGGGAGGGGGUCCGAGGAGUCCAGACCUGA